CUCUCACACGCAGCCUUCGUUUACCACGUGCUUGACAGCACAAUCACCGGAAUCAAAAUUUUAUAAACACAGCAUUCAACAACACUCAUGGUCCGUAAAUUCAAGUAUCAUGAGCAGAAAUUGCUCAAGAAAGUCGACUUUCUAAACUGGAAACAAGACGCAAAUAUUCGUGAGAUCAAAGUCAUUCGCAGGUACCAUAUCCAGGACAGAGAAGAUUACCACAAGUACAACAAGCUCUGCGGUGCUCUAAGAUCAUUUGCACACCGUCUAUCCGUUCUACCGGCUCAAGACCCGUUUCGUACCCGCAUGGAGUCACAGCUACUCUCUAAACUCUAUGACAUGGGCGUACUCAACUCCCAAGCAAAAUUGAGCGACGUUGACAACAAACUCACCGUCGCUGCCUUUUGCAGGCGUCGCCUUGCUGCUGCAAAAUUUAUCGAGCAGGGUCAUGUCCGUGUUGGUCCUGAUACUAUUACCGAUCCCGCUUUUCUUGUCACGAGACACAUGGAAGACUUCGUCACUUGGGUCGACACUUCCAAGUUGAAGAGGACCAUCAUGAACUACAACGACGAGCUUGACGAUUACGAUCUACUAUGAUCGCCCUUCGACAUGUCCACAAGUCGAUAAUGUCGUCAUGUGUGUUACCUCCGUAUUGUCGGUUCCUGCGGACUUAACCUUAACUCGCUUACCCUUCAUCAGCCUAUUCUCGG
Molecule: messenger RNA, 710 nt
Organism: Suillus subalutaceus
Lineage: Eukaryota; Fungi; Basidiomycota; Agaricomycetes; Boletales; Suillaceae
Exons: 6
Coding region: 88-597 (169 amino acids)
Biological process (GO): rRNA processing
Cellular component (GO): small-subunit processome; small ribosomal subunit; Mpp10 complex
Molecular function (GO): rRNA binding; structural constituent of ribosome; snoRNA binding
Source: RefSeq, a predicted model, not a curated record